This is a messenger RNA of Contarinia nasturtii (swede midge), 2604 nucleotides long. RefSeq names its product coiled-coil domain-containing protein lobo (gene lobo). NCBI's taxonomy places the organism in Eukaryota, Metazoa, Arthropoda, Insecta, Diptera, Cecidomyiidae. Gene Ontology annotation, cellular component: motile cilium. The transcript is spliced from 12 exons. Bases 1 to 2604 code for a protein of 867 amino acids. Gene Ontology annotation, biological process: flagellated sperm motility. The record is from RefSeq and is a predicted model, not a curated record.
AUGGACGUGGAAAGUGAAGUAAUUAAGUCAAUUAACGAUGAAUUGAACGAAAGGGCCGGCAGCAAAGAAAGCGGUCAUAGUGACGAUAAUGAGUUAAUCCUUGAGGAUGGAAUUGAGUUAACACAAGAAAUCGGAAGGAUUUCGUUGGAAUUUGCUGAUGCCGAUGCUGAAAAAUAUAGUGCAUAUCCAAGUUCAUACUACACAUUCAGUGCAAAAGAGCGACUACUUUUGAUUUUUACGGAAAAUUUUCGACGCCAAUUCAAGUAUACUCACCCAGAACGUAAACCACUUGUAUUGGCCAUUCCCAAUGAAUGUGGCAUUCAGAAGUUCGUAUCGACCACCGUACGACCGACUUCGUUCCUCUUUUAUGAGUUCAUCGAUUGCUGGGAUGGGCCAGCACGCUUUGUAUCCGACUUCAUUGCCUAUGAACCUUUGGAAAAUCCGUUUGAAAUUCCGCCACGACUAGUGUCACCUGACACGUUGCUGACACUGCGUUCUGGCAACGCCUUUGAAAUGGCAACGCUUUUAUGUAGCCUAUUAAUAGCUAAUCGAUAUGGAGCGAUGGUAGUGAGUGGAUAUGCGAGUGAGGUCGUGACAAGCUGCAAUCAAAACCGUGAAUGUUGUCCCAACAUUCCAAUCAGAGCAUCAAAACAAACGACAAAUGAAGCAAGUUCGAGCAAAGCAAAUGGCAUGGAUAAAAACAAAUACGCAUUAAUCGAUCCAGUUGAUUUGAGAAGUAAAUUUUUACUUGAAGUUGAAGCACGCAAACUGAAACAGGCAAAUGACCAACGACGUGAGGAAAUGGAACGUCAAUUAGAAGAAUUGCGAAUUUUGGAAAAAUUGCCAGAAGACGAACACAUCGGUAGUCGCAGACAUGCUUGGGUUGUAAUUUUGUCAAAUGUUGAAUGGGCUUCAAAAAAAUCCGCUGGGCCUGAACAUGAAUGCGAUGAAACACAAGUUACACGACCAUUUUUUAUCGAACCAACGACAGGAGUUCAUUUUUCAACAGAUGAUCCAAAUUACUAUGUCGUUGACAGUGUUUGGAAUGAGGCCAACUACUAUGUAAAUUUACAAGAUCCCGGUGAAAAUAAUCUAAAAAACCUUAAAUGGAACUUUGAAGAUCGGAAAAAUUGGCAAACGCUGUUGAAUGAAGAUUCGGUCGUUGACUUUGUGAAAAGAAGUGAAACACCAGUAGAACUGAAGAGUGCAAAUAUAAGUUUUUGCGCACGAUAUUUGGACAUGCCUAUCAGUUGGGUGAAGCAAUUUAGCGUAUCGAAUGCAGAUUAUGAUGAACGUUAUCCGAAUGGAUGUAAAAAGAUUUAUUACAAACGGGUUCUGUUGGAACUGUUUGCACCAUACUUGAACGAUAACGGUGUUAUUAAACGACUUACGCUGUAUAAAAACUUGGACCACACCGAUGAAAUUACUUGUUGGCAAUGGUACUGCAAUCGUGAGGAUUCACUUGAAUCAGUCGAAAAGGACUUUGAAACAAAUCAAAUAAUAGAAAAUUACGCGAACGGUCGACCAGAUUCUUUGCGCCGUUUCACGAGAUCAAUGGAACGUGAUGGUGAAAAAAUGUUCGAAUACUACGAAAAUUCGCGUUUAGACGGUUUGAUUUUACUUGAAGUAGCGCCGAACUAUGUUCGAGAACAUUUUGAGCACCGUCAAGACAGAUUUCUUGUCUACCGCGAGUUUGUGACGGAUGCAAAGGGCAAUAAAGACCUUCUUAAAAUCGUGGAAAAGUUUCGACGCAACGAGAAAAUACCGUUUCACGAGAAUAUUUUGAAGCGCACCUUUGACAUUGCAGAAAAUAAGAUAAUUUUGCAAUUUCAUUAUGGAUACAAUGACAUAACUCCAACCAUUCGUGUUUAUACAUGCCCACCGAAACCAAACUAUGGAUGCGAAAUCCCAUUUAGUGAAGAUGAUAAUCCGGUUGAUAUGACCAACAAAUACGAAAGAAAUGUUCCAAAACUUAAGAGAUAUUAUACUCUGCUUGAACAACUCCGAAACCAAGAAGAAUGUAUAAAGUCUUUCGAAAGUCGGCUAUUGCACAUUGAGUCAACGAUGGUCGAACAUCAAAACAAUGCUCAACAUCCAGUUUUGACGACAAGCAUUUAUGAUCCGCUCCGCAAUACAAUUUCAAGGAAUAGACGACUGGCAGAGAACGAUCGAAUUGAAAGACAACAAACAUUAGCAAUGACUUCUGCUCCGGAUAUAUUAGCGCCAUAUCUAGUUCAUUUUACGACAAAACCAAAUGAAAUCGAAUCGUUGCAGAUCUACGAAAAAUGUUUAAAUGACAUUCAAAUCGAUUAUACGGAACGUUUGGCGCUACUUCGACAACAAUAUGAAGAUGUAUCGAAAGAAAUAGAAAAUCUGAAAAGGUACCUGGAUUUGUAUGAGGAUAAAAUCGAUGAAAAGGAAUACGACGAUUACGUGAAACAUGGUCUCGAAUUGGAUGUAUCGCAGCGAGUGUUCAAGCAGCGAAUCGUUGAUAUUGAAGAAGAAUACAAACGAAAGUAUAAUGAUGCAAAAGAGCAAUUAAAACAUGAUUCACGCCUAACAGUCGACGUAAUUGUAUGCCUUGAUGAAAAACUAACACAAUAA